AUGGCGGGGUCAAGCUGUGAAGUUGCUGCGAUAUCCACCACAGCGUUUUGCAGGGCUAAAAGUAUCCUGGAAGAGAUUAAUCACGAUUUGGAGGUACUUGAAUUAAGGAAUGGUGGGAAAAGGAUUACAUGGCAAAGUCAAUCUAAAGCUCUUACGAUCGAAGGUGAUGAGUUAGCAAAUAAUCCACUCCAACUCUUUCAAAGAUUUGAAAAUAUGAAUAAGCUCAAACUAUUUGGAUGUGAUCAAUACGAAGAGCUAUUCUUUCCAAAUCUUCCAAAUCUUGAAGUUCUAAAUGUACAGGGCUGUAGCAAAUUGAUGUAUCUAGCGUCAUCCUCAACUUCUUUUCAGAAUCUUAAAGUUUUGAGAGUCGACAAUUGCCAUGAGUUGAUGAAGUUAAUAACACCUUCAACAGCUAGAAGCCUCCAGACUCUACAACGCCUUGAAAUAAUGGAUUGUGAGGUUUUAGAGGAGAUUGUUGCGGAAGAAGAAGGAGCAAAAGUUGUUGUUAAUUUUGCCUUUCCGCAGGUUACCUAUUUGCAGCUUGAGAAAUUGCCAAAACUUACAGCUUUCUAUCCUGGAAUACAUACUUGUGAAUUGCCAAUGUUAGAAAGGUUGGUGAUCAAAGAAUGUGAAAAAUUCACUUCAAAAUAUCUAAGCUUCCAAGAAAAUUCAUUUCAUAUCCCAGAGCCAAAAUCCCUCUGCUUGGAGCAUAAGAUCAACCAUGAUUUGGAGGUGUUUGAUAUAACAAUUGGCUGGAAAAAGAUUAUAUGGCAGAGUCAAUCUAAAGCUCUUAAGAUCUCAUGUGAUAAUAACUUAACAAAUAUUCCACUUGGACUCCUUCAAAGAUUUGAAAAUCUGAAAAAGCUUGGACUAUAUGGAUGUGAUCAAUACAAAGAGCUAUUCUUUCCAAAUCUUGAAGUUUUAUGUGUACAUGGAUGUGGAAACUUGAUGAAGGUAAUAACACCUUCAACAGCUAGAAACUUGAUGCAAUUGAGAGCAAUGAGAGUAGAGAAUUGUGGAAUGUUGAUUGAAAUAGUUAAAAAUGAUGGAGAAGGAGAUGCAACAUCGAGUAUUGAAAUUGUUUUUGAUAAUUUGAAGAAGUUGUCACUUUUAGGGUUAGAAAGUCUUACAUGCUUUUGUUCUGGGAAUUACUCUUUCAAUUUCCCAUCUUUGGAAGAGCUAAAUAUAGGAGAUAGUCCCAAUAUGAAGACUUUCUCUCAAGGAAUUUUAAGCAUACCAAUGUUAUACAAAGUUAAUUAUAUGGGCUUGGAUAUGUAUGAAGAUUAUGGGGAGAUAAUAAGGAAAGUAGAGAUUAGUGGUAUAGUUAAUUAUAUGGGCUUGGAUAUGUAUGAAGAUUAUGGGGAGAUAAUAAGGAAAGUAGAGAUUGAAGGGAAUGAGCUUAAUAGAACCAUUCAACAAGUACACAAAAAAGAGGUUGACUUCAAUUUGGAGGAAUUGACAUUAAAUGGAAGGGACAUCAUGUCGAUUUGGGAAGGAGAAUUUCAAGAGAGCUUUGGCAAAGUAAAAACUCUUGAAUUGAUUAAUGAUGCAUAUGCAAAUAUUCCAAUUCAAAUCCUUCAUAAAUUGAACAGUCUUGAAAAACUCUUACUGAAAGUGAGUUCAUAUGAAGAGAUAUUCUCAUUUGAAGAGGAUAAGGAACACAUUGGAACACUCACAAAAUUAAAACAUUUAGAAUUGUUUGGACUUUUAGAUUUAAAGUGCAUUUGGAAACAAGACUCUCGAUUAAACUCAAUUCUUCAAAAUCUUGAUAGACUGGAGGUGAAAUAUUGUCACAAAUUGACUACUCUGUUGCCAUCUUUAGCAUCUUUUGAAAAUCUGAAGAUUUUGAACGUAAGCUAUUGCAAUGAGAUGCAAAAUUUAAUGUCAUCCUCAACAGCCAAAAGUCUGGUGCUACUAGAACUGUUGAGUAUAACUCAUUGUGAAAUGAUCAUGGAAGUAGUAGCAAAUGAGGGAGAUGUAGAGAAAGAUGAAAUUGUUUUUGAGAAAUUGAAGGCGUUGAAGGAUCGAGCAAAGGCUAUUGAGAUUCUUGACUAGGACCUUAAGGUUUUUGCAUCCUUCAAUUAAGAACAUUUCAAGGAGAUUACCCAGCUUCUUACACUUGAUAACUUUAGGCAAAAUGAACAGCUUUCCAAGUAUGGAGACACAAAAUCGGUUUGUAAUAUUAUGCUUGUAGAACUUAAUAAGUUAAUUGAAGCAAACCCCCUGUUUUGUGACAGGCUUACAUUCCUAGCCUUCAACAGUUCACAACUGAGGACAUUAAUAAACCCGAGUUUAAAUUGGCAGCAUCAACAUUGCAAGAAUCCUUGUCCAAACCCUGAUAUUAGAACACUCUUCACUGAUCAUUGUUGCAACCCUAUGGCUAAUGGAGCUAGUCCUUCUCCUACAAACAGCCCGCUUGUGGGACCAAUUCCUAAGGCUGGUGCAUCGCCUAUUGGUGCUCAUGGUCCAUUUCAGAGUGUUGUUUCCCCAUCUCCAGGUGCUAUUGCUGGUUGGAUGUCAAACAAUAGUCCUUCCUUACCUCACCCUGCUGUGGCAGCAGGGCCCCAUCUUGUGCAGUCUUCUAGUGCAGCUGCAUUCUUGAAACAUCCAAGGACGCCUACAGGUAUGAAUGGGAUGGAUUGUCAAUCAGAGUAUUCAAUGCAUUUGAUGAAGCGUAUCUGCACUGGCCAGUCUGAUGCUGUGUCUUUUGCUGGUGUAGCACAUACUACCAAUGUAUAUUCUCAAGAUAACCUUACUAAAGCUGUUGUGCGAACCCUUAAUCAAGGAUCUAAUGUCAUGAGCAUGGACUUCCAUCCACAGCAGCAAGAUAUUCUUCUUGUGGGGACAAAUGUUGGUGACAUUAGCCUUUGGGAGGGGGUUCUGGGGAUUGGCACACAAGUGAAAGCUCUGUGCGUACCUGAUUCUAUAGCACCAAGCAUGGUAAGUGGUAAAGAAUUCAAGUAUUUGCAUUUUAUUUUAGUUAGGAAGAAACCCCUCUGCUUCUAUAGUACUGGAUAUUUUCUUUGUGUUCCCCUGCAUUUAGGCCUGGGAUACACCAACUCUGGUCUAGCUCUAUUGGCCCUUACCGCCAGCACUGUUCACAAGCUUUGGAAAUGGCAACGUAGUGAAAGGAAUCCCUCAGGGCAGGCUACUGCAUACGUAGUGCUGCUGUGGCAACCUCCCAGUGGAACACUUAUGACCAAUGACAUAAAUGAUAAUAAACCAGUUGAAGAUUCUGCUGCAUGCAUCGUUUUAUCCAAAAAUGAUUCUUACGUUAUGUCUACCUCUGGUGGAAAAGUUUCCUUAUUCAACAUGAUGACAUUCAAGGUCAUGACGAUGUUUAUGCCCCCACCUCCGGCAGCUACCUAUUUGGCAUUCCAUCCUCAAGAUAAUAAUAUUAUUGCCAUUGGGAUGGAGGAUUCUACCAUUCAGAUAUACAAUAUCAGAGUUGAUGAGGUCAAAACCAAACUUAAGGGUCACGAAAAUCAAAUCAAAGGGCUUGCAUUUUCCCAAACUUUAAAUGCAUUGGUGUCUUCAGGGGCUGAUGCUCAGCUAUGUAUGUGGAGUACUGGUAAAUGGGAGAAGCUGAAAUCAAGGUUCAUACAAGCACCAACUGGCCGUCAAUCCCCUUUGGUUGGAGAAACUAAAGUCCAGUUUCAUAAUGAUCAAACACAUCUUUUGGUGGUUCAUGAUAGCCAAACUUCCAUUUAUGACAGCAAGCUUGAAUGUUCACGUUCAGUAAGUUUUGCUUCCAUGUCAUCAUGUUGUAGUUUUUCUUCAGUUCUCUCAUUCUUAAGUAAACUUACCGACCAUAAUCGUAUUUCUAAUACUGUGGAAGCACAGCAUCACAAUAAUUAA
Pistacia vera is the source of this 3858-nucleotide messenger RNA. RefSeq lists its product as uncharacterized. The record is from RefSeq and is a predicted model, not a curated record. Gene Ontology annotation, biological process: regulation of DNA-templated transcription. Gene Ontology annotation, molecular function: protein binding. Lineage: Eukaryota; Viridiplantae; Streptophyta; Magnoliopsida; Sapindales; Anacardiaceae.